Molecule: messenger RNA, 606 nt
Organism: Lottia gigantea (owl limpet)
Lineage: Eukaryota; Metazoa; Mollusca; Gastropoda; Lottiidae
Exons: 6
Biological process (GO): cardiolipin biosynthetic process
Cellular component (GO): mitochondrion; membrane
Molecular function (GO): CDP-diacylglycerol-glycerol-3-phosphate 3-phosphatidyltransferase activity; cardiolipin synthase activity
Source: RefSeq, a predicted model, not a curated record
CAGAAAGAAAAUAUAUAUACCAUACCUAAUUUAUUAACCAUGUUCAGAAUAGGUUCUACUCCUAUAUUAGGCUAUCUGAUAACCAGUCAUUCCUAUCAAUUGUCUUUAGGUCUGUUAGUUAUUGCUGGUAUAACUGAUGUGUUGGAUGGCCACAUAGCUCGAGCCUUUCCAAGCCAGAAAACAGCAUUUGGUACACAUCUUGAUCCCUUAGCUGAUAAAUUAUUAGUGUUUGUUAUUAGUUUUUGUUUAGCAAAAGUCAGCUUGAUACCAGUGUGGUUAUUUACUAUUAUAGUAUUAAGAGAUGUGUUAUUGAUAUUGGCUGUAUUUUAUCUGCGCUAUCAAACUCUUCCUCCACCAAAAACCUUUGCCAGAUACUGGAAUAUAAAUAAAGCAUCUGUUAAUCUUUACCCUUCUACAUUAAGUAAGUUUAAUACAAUGUUACAGAUAUCAGCUAUAUCACUAUCUCUAGCAGCUCCAGUUUUUGAUUUUAUGCAACAUCCAGCUUUACAAGGUCUAUGGUAUUUAACAGCUUUAACAACAUUUAUUACUGGUGUACAAUAUGCUAAAAACCCUUGGAAAUAUGUAAAAAGAUUGAACAAAAAAUAA